This is a messenger RNA of Aplysia californica (California sea hare), 2917 nucleotides long. Its product is annotated as trissin receptor. The coding region runs from base 830 to 2917 and encodes 695 amino acids. Lineage: Eukaryota; Metazoa; Mollusca; Gastropoda; Aplysiida; Aplysiidae. The record is from RefSeq and is a predicted model, not a curated record. Gene Ontology annotation, cellular component: plasma membrane. Gene Ontology annotation, biological process: G protein-coupled receptor signaling pathway. Gene Ontology annotation, molecular function: G protein-coupled receptor activity. The transcript is spliced from 8 exons.
CUGCUCACAUUCAUUUCUUUCUAGUUGAGCCAGGAGUUACGCGCAGUCUUUGUAGUUUGUGUGUAUCUGUCACGCGUUGCUUGGCUAGAUGAAACGUGUAUGUCCCGAUUGUAAUGAAGGGAACGACAUUAUGUUUUAAUAUUAUUUCUCCCUCUCUCUCUCGUGCAUUUGCCGAGUCCGUCUUGUUUGGAUUAAUUUCGAACAAACGGAUUAACUAAGGAUAUUAUCGGAAGAAGUCGGAGCAUGUUUUGAGUGGCCAGGAGGAAAAAAAUGACGAACUUCCCCAAAGACCCUGUGCCAUCGUCGCUGUGAGCACGUAUUGGUGACGUCAGCAUCAUGUGUAGAGUAUACCUUAGCAAGCUGGAGAGACAACACAUCAUCGUGUACGGAACCUUCUCUGGAGAGACUUCAAGGACACUGUGCUACUUCUGAUGUCGUGAUAAUGGGGAACCAUUUAGGCUAAACAGAAAAGUUGUGUUCUUUUUUGGAAUGACUUACGCUACGUAAUGCUUUCUGGAACGAAGGAGCACCAUGUGUUCUGCUUCAGAGUAAAGACCAACAAACAAAAAUAUAUUAUAUUAUAUUCGCCGGCGCCCCUAUAGUUUGAAAAUGAUACGCGUACUUCCAAGGACUUCCUGAGGAAUGUGGCAUCGAAGACGAACACAAAAGUCAUAAUUUGGUUCCUGAUCCUGAGGAUGCUCUAAUAUGGCAGGAGCGAAGCAUGGAGUACAGACCGUGGGAGUUCCUUCUUUGGACUACCAGAAUUUGUGAUUAGAAAACAAAACAACAACUUCUACACAUCUGCUGCUCCGGCUGGUAAUAUUCUGACAUGGAUAUGACAGAAGACAGGUUUUCUGUCAAUGUGACGGGGGCCUCUAUGGGCGCUCCGCUAUCGUUUAACGCCACCAAUGAGACGUUUGAUGGAUCUUUUGAAAGCCCAUUUGCUGUUCUAUUCUAUCGCUACAUGUUCAUCGUCAUCUACAGUAUUAUCUUCAUCGUAUGCAUAGCAGGCAACAUAAUGAUGCUCAUAGUGACAACAAAGAGUGCCCGAAUGAAGACUCGGACUAACUUCUUUCUGGCAAACCUCGCGGCAGCUGAUCUCAGUGUUGGCCUUAUCUGCGUCCUACCCAAUCUGCUCACUUUUCUGUAUCCUGGGUGGCUGCUUGGAAAGGUGAUGUGCAAGUUGUACUACUUCACUGAAAGCUUCACGUUCUGUGUGUCUGUGCUGCUGCUUGCCGUCAUCGCUAUGGAGCGGUAUAUCGUCGUCAUGCACCCUCUCAAGGCCAGGGGGCUCUUCUCCUCCAGGCGUAUGCACGUAGCUCAGGUCGGCAUUUGGUUACUCGCUGCGAUCUACAACAUUCCGCUUCUGCUCAUCUUCGACACUCUCGUCUCAUCGGACGGAGAAGGGGAGAUCACGUUUUGCUUCCUUCUCUGGCAGGUCAUCGACAUGCGCCUCUACUAUACAAUCAACUUCAUCUUCUGGUACGUCCUCCCUCUGACCACCAUGUCCGUCGUCUACGCCAUCAUCUCGUGCGUCCUGUGGCACUCCGGAAACUUCUUCACCAAGGACAGCAACGACAACAGCAGCACCGGCAGCAACAAAAUGGCGCCUGCCACCACCAGAGCAGACCGCUUGUCUGGCGUUUCUUCAUCCAGCAGUCAUAGCAGCAGUGGUGGUCGAGGAAGCAGCAAUGAUGGUGGUGGUGGUGAUGGUUGCUAUACCACGACGAGCGUCGGUGGUCCUACCUCUCAGCAUCAGCACUUGCAGACCCAAUGCCGUCUCCACGAUAAGGUCAGCGAACAUAACCCGCUCAUGUUCAUCGACGAGGACGAUAAAGUUGGGGGAGGAUGCGCGGGAUGUUGCUCCACACCGGGGUCAAAGGUGAAGUACAGGGAGCCUUCUCCGAGUCGCGCGGUCCCAGACUGUUGCUGUUGCUGUGGCGUGCCUGAUGAUGUUGGUGAUGGCGUCGUCCGUACCGGAGGCGAGUGGGGUCGGGCUAGGGGCGCUGUGGUGAGUGGGGCAGCCAGUACUCCGGGGCAGGCAUCGAGGGGAGGUGGUUGUCUGUCGUGUAGUUGUUGUUCGGGGAGUUACACCGGCAGUGGUAGUAGGGAGAGAAGCGAUGGAAUCAAAGAGGACGACAACAUCAGUGUCAAAGACUUUAAGGAGAUCUCGAGGAAUGACCACCGCAUGGUAUGUCCCUCCCACCACUCUGUCGCAGUUCGCGUGGAUGGUACGGGCACCCAAGCGUUUCUCUCAUACCACACCGCUCCACUGACCGGUGACUCCUCCCCGAAAAGCGGAUUUGACCACCCGCAACAAGGGCGGCAACUUCCUUACAACAGCCGAAAAACGCAAGAGCAGCGGGGCUUUACGAACACGAGACAAAACUCUUUCGAAAUGGCAGUCUUAAACAACCGAAACUCAUGUCGUCAGCACAGCAGUAAGAGGACUUCAGCUCAACAGAAUCACGGAGGACAUUUUUUCGGCAAAAAUGGUCCGAAACAGCGAGUGAACCGGAUGUCCUUCUGUUCGGAGUACCGCUCGGACACUUCUCAUAGGGCCUCAGUCUCCGCGCCACUGGAUGUACGCACACGAUACGUCACAGCGUCCAUGCGAGUUCUCACAUCGCGCCGGAAAGUCGUUCGUCUUCUCGUCAUCGUUCUUUUCAGCUUCGCCAUCUGUGUGCUUCCACACCAUGUGCGUCUUCUCAUGGUCCACUGGGAGGUCUACCCAAGAAGCUCCUUCGGCCUGGGCUUUUUCCCUCCUCUCGCAUUCAUCUGUAUGUAUCUCCACUCGGCUCUCAAUCCCGUCUUGUACUGUCUCUUCUCUGAGAGCUUUCGAAGAAGUAUUCAAGAGUGCUUCCGAAGAAGUUGGCAUCGGAGGCGAUCGUCACUCAACAUGAACGGGUACCAUUGA